This is a messenger RNA of Ornithodoros turicata, 598 nucleotides long. RefSeq lists its product as uncharacterized. The record is from RefSeq and is a predicted model, not a curated record. The coding region runs from base 53 to 598 and encodes 181 amino acids. Gene Ontology annotation, molecular function: protein serine/threonine kinase activity. The transcript has 2 exons. NCBI's taxonomy places the organism in Eukaryota, Metazoa, Arthropoda, Arachnida, Ixodida, Argasidae.
GCAAACUGGCGAGGUCCUUGGAAUCGUUGACAGCUGGGCUUUCUCGGGCACCAUGGCGGCGGCGCCGCCAUCACAAGCCACCAUGGAGGAGAAGAAGAUGUCUGCCGUCAAAGUCGUCUUAACCCUCUUUCCUCGAAUCCCCAAAGUAACGACGGUCCUCCUCGAAUUCUUCAUCAAACGAGAGAGCAAGGUGUCACUACAGAGGGAGCCUUUGCAGCAUUUUGCCCAAGAACAAAUCGUACUCGCCGCCCAGGACAUCUUGGAAAAGCUCAACAGACAGAUCAUCACCUACCAGAACAUCCGGGACACGGCGGAGAACCUCAUUUGCUUGCAUAACCUCGUCUACAAGAAGGAUCCCGCCAUAGCCAAGCAGCUGGGAGACACGUUUCGCCAAUUGACCAUCAUUGUGGGAGAGCUGGCCACGUCCCUGGAGAAGGUGUCCGAUGUGCCCCCGACCGAUUGGAUGGCAAUCGGAGAUACAGUAGUCAGCAAGACGGAAAAGUUGAACAUCGCUGAACUGGCGCCAUUCUGGACCUACAUACCUAAGAUGAAAGACUUCAAUUGUGUCAAGCUACUCGGGGCUGGCGGCUUUGGGUAG